CCAAAAAAGGCACUAACUGGGGGAGAAAAAAAAUUAGCCCGGGGCUCGGGGCCAUUUGCAACCGGGCGCCCGCGGGCGCAAAGGCGAGAACCAGCCUCCAGGAAGGCGGGCAAAGCGCAGCGAGGCCAGCCUCUCCUCGGGAUCGUCCCUGCCCACCACCCUGCGUGGAUUCCGGCCAUGAACGAAGACGAAGCGGAGGGUCCUCCGCGGCCGGCCCUUUGCAAAGACAUGUGCCCGGCUGGGGAAUUCUACCGUCGGCGUCGCCAGAAGCGGCUGCACCGGCUGGAGCUGGGUUUGGAUCGCCAGCCGGACCCUGCGCGGGCGGUGAAGGAGUUCUCCCGCCCGGCGGCCGGCCAGGCUCCCCCGCCUCCUGCCGACCUCCGCCCGCCGCCGGUGCUCCUGGCCACGGUGCAUCACCUGCUGAGCCCAUCGGUGGCCGAAGCCAGCCAGGUUUCCCCGGCCGAGCGCUGCGCCUUCGUGGCCGACCGGCUGCGCGCCGUCCGGUUGGAUCUGGCUUUGCAACGCCCGCCUGCCGCCCCUUGCGCCGCCUUGCUGGAGCGCGCGUUGCUUUACCUGCUCCACGCCGGGGCCCGGCUUUGCAACCAGGCGCCCGCCCGCUUCGACCCUCACCUGCACGACGGGCAGCUGCGCGAGACCUUCGCCGCCCUGCGCCGCGCCUACCGCCGGCCCGGCGCGCAUCCUGCCCAGCCUCGCUUCCAAGCGCUCUUCUUGCUCUACCACCUGGGCUCCCCAGAUGCCCUCUGGCAGAUCCUCCAGCUGUCCGACGAUAUCCGAGCAUCUCCUGAACUCAAGACCGCCCUCGCCAUCCACUGGGCUUUCCUGGAACACAAUUUUGCCCGUUUCUUUCGCCUGGCCCGGCAGCUCCCUUACCUCCCCAGCUGCGCCCUCCAUCCGCACCUGGCCAAGACUCGGCGCCUGGCCUUGCUCACUUUCAGCCACGGUUUCAAUGCAAAGAACUGCCGGUAUCCCCUGGCCCGGCUGAUCCACCUGUUGGCUAUCGACAGCCCGGAAGAGGCCGCUGAUUUAUGCCGGGCACACGGCUUGACCGUGAUCGAGGGCAGCGUCGUCUUCCAGAAAGGCUCCUUCAGGGAUUCCGCACCGUUGGAAAACCGGACUUCCCUUCUCCUCGUGGACGGAAAGUGGAAGGGGACACUGUUGGAUCUCUCGGAGAGGGUCUGCAGCUGAGGCGGGAUAGGGGGUUUCACGCUGCGGCGUGGGUGGCCGCGGGUCUCGUUUUCAUGCACGAAAGAAGAAUCUGCCUUGAAAAGGCCGCAGGUUUGCAAAUCUCUUCCCUGUAUGUAGAAAGCUAGCUCGGCAGCAAAUCGUGAUGGUCGUUUACAGCGUCUCUAUUGUGCCUCCUUGUUCUGCUUAUACGGGUAACCGGCAUUUGCUGCUUGUAUUAGAGCAGUCUUUUUCAACCUCUGCAAGUUUAAGAUGGGCGUAUUUUAACUCCCAGAAUUCCCCAGCCAGCAAGCUAUAAGGAUAUGGACUUCAACUUCCAGAAUUCCCCAGCUAGCAUGCAUUAAGAGGACUGAACUUCAACUCCCAGAAUUCCCUAGCCAGCAAGCUUUAAGAUGGAUGGAUUUUUAACUCCCAGAAUUCCCCAGCCAACAAGCUUUAAGCAUAUGGACUUCAACUCCCAGAAUUCUCCAGCCAGGAAGCUUUAAGCAUAUGGACUUCAACUCCCAGAAUUCCCCAGCCAGCAACCUUUAAGAUGGGUGGAUUUUAACUCCCAGAAUUCCCCCGCCAGCAAGCUUUAAGUAUAAGGACUUCAACUCCCAGAAUUCCCCAGCUAAAUAUGCAUUAAGAGGGCUGAACUUCAACUCCCAGAAUUCCCCAGCCAGCAAGCUUUAAGAUGGGUGGAUUUUUAACUCCCAGAAUUCCCCAGCCAGCAAGCUUUAAGUAUAAGGACUUCAACUCCCAGAAUUCCCCAGCUAGCAUGCUUUACCCUGGGGAGUUUUGGGAGUUGAAGUCCACCCAUCUUAAAUUUGCAGAGGUUGAAUAACAUUGUAUUACAGAGACAUAUCGGUGCUUUGAUGCAUUGUGAGUGCUAUUUAUCACACUGGAAUAAUCGUGCAAAAAAUAGGAUUGGGCCACUCUCAGGUUUUCCAGAUGUGGCUGCACUUCCCCAGCAGUUCUAUGGUGGGGAACCUGGGAAAAUGUAUUUCAUCAGCCUUUCCAUGGCUGCAUCACUGGUGCUGAUGAACUACAACUCCCAGCAUCCUUCACUGGCCAGCUGUAGUUAAAAGUAUCCACAGCUGGAAAAAUGUUUCUUAAUUCUGAAAGAAGAAAAAACAGGGGCAGCUGCUGUUUGGAGAAGAUUUCCCCGGUUUCAAAACUUUUGGAGAGCUAUUUCUCUAACAUGGUUGAGGGUCUCCUUCCUGCUUGAGCAGGGGGUUGGACUAGAUAGCCUCCGAGGUCCCUUCCAAUUCUGUAAUUCUUUCAAACCUUUGAUGCUAUUCAACGUUUCACACAAAUGGUGUUUGAGCAUUCUGUGAUAUGGGGUUUUUUUCCCUUCAAGAGGUCAGUAGAAGAGACUUCAGUUGCAAACCAAAUAAAAACAUUGCCUGUGGAA
Pantherophis guttatus is the source of this 2596-nucleotide messenger RNA. RefSeq names its product SAC3 domain containing 1 (gene SAC3D1). The record is from RefSeq and is a predicted model, not a curated record. Gene Ontology annotation, cellular component: nucleus; centrosome; spindle. Lineage: Eukaryota; Metazoa; Chordata; Lepidosauria; Squamata; Colubridae. Gene Ontology annotation, biological process: centrosome duplication; spindle assembly.